AUGUCCAUGAUGGUGCGAGAGCGGGCGGAGCGUAUGGAGAGGACCAAACGCGAGAUGGAGGAGGAGCUCGCCUCCAGGCAGCGCCAGAGGGAAGAGGCGAAGAUGCAGAGUGAGGCACAGAACAACCUCUGCCGCAUGCAGGAGAUGCGACGCGCCAUCGAGCUGCAGUUGCAGCAGAAGCAGGAGCAGCGUCGGCUGGACGAACUGCAGCGCCAGGCCGUCCAUAAGACGAUGAUGGAGAAGCUGGCCGAGGAGGAGCGGCUGGAGCUGCUGACGCUGGCGGCGCGGCGGCGGCGCGAGCUGGAGCACCGCCGCCAGGUGGAGCGCAUGAUGGAGGAGAACCGGCGUCGCCGCGACGAGGAGAUCGCCCAGCUGUGCCACGAGAAGCGCGAGCUCGAGCGCAUGGAGGCCGACCGGCUGCGCCUGGUCGAGCAGGAGCGGCGCCGGCUGCUCGAGCAGCACGCCAUCAAGCUGGUCGACUUCCUGCCGAAGGGAGUGUUUCGGGACGAGAAGGAGCUGCAGGAGCUGGGCAGCCAGUCAGAGGCCGUGGACACGCUGCGAGAGAAGGCCGAAGAGGGCAGCUACGUCCGCAUCUGCUAGCCAGGCUCGGAUGUCCAGCACGAGGGUGUCGUCCGGAGUCGGCGGGUCAGGAGCCGUCCCGGGCGUCGACGCUUCCCACGGACGCUAGCACGAUCUCAUCGAGUACGAAAAUCGAGGCGCCGCCGCCGCGGCCGUGUGGGCGGCGGGCGGCCGGGCCAGUGCUAACGAGGCUGCUCGAGCGGGGCUCUUGCCGUGCAGGAGCGGGGGGGGGGGGGCGCCGGCUGACCCUCGAGGGUGCGGUCAGGCGGACUAAAUUGUCCUGUGUGUGGCCGCGGCUGAAGCGCGGUGGUCCGUCCGAUACACUCCGUCCAGAGAUGUGUUUGUCAUGUGUCGCUCGAGGAGUCUGACCACCGGCUGCCAUCCUGGCGAGCAAAUACAUUCC
Molecule: messenger RNA, 982 nt
Organism: Pollicipes pollicipes
Lineage: Eukaryota; Metazoa; Arthropoda; Thecostraca; Pollicipedomorpha; Pollicipedidae
Product: meiosis-specific nuclear structural protein 1
Exons: 5
Coding region: 1-600 (199 amino acids)
Biological process (GO): cilium organization
Cellular component (GO): motile cilium
Source: RefSeq, a predicted model, not a curated record